CCUCAGGUCCCCUUACCUCGCGCUCGCUUCCGAUUCUUGCCGCUGCGGUGAAAGACGAAAACCGAGAGACGGAGCUCAAGGCUGUGGGAAGAUCAAGAAGUAAUCCUCUCGCGCUAGCUUAAUCAGAGGUCAUGGCGACCAAGAAAAUAAUAGCUAUAUGUCAGUCGGGGGGAGAUUUUGUGACUAACAAGGACGGGUCGCUCUCUUACACCGGUGGCGAUGCUUACGCGAUAGACAUUGAUGAGGAGAUCCAGUUGCAGGACUUUAAGAAUGAAGUGGCUGAGAUGUUCAGCUGCAGUGUUGGUAAUAUGACCAUAAAGUACUUUCUUCCGGGUAAUAAGAAGACCCUCAUCACGAUCUCUAAAGAUAAGGACUUGCAGCGCAUGGUGAGCUUUGUCGGCGAUUCUGGCUCAGUCGAUGUGUUCAUAUUGUCUGAGGAAGCUGCCGCUCGGAACGUGUCCAACAUGCCUGCUAGUAGGUCCAGUAGAACAACUGUUUCAGAGGCAGCCCCCCCAGCCGCUCCCGCUCCCGCUCCCGUUGACGUGCCAUGUGAUAUGCUGAUGGAGACGCAUGAAGAACCUCCUCUGAAGAGCAUUCCUCCAAGUUCCAGUGACGAGAAGAAUCGCAAGGCUGCGCUGCAGUGGGAAAACACAAUAACGGGAGUCGACCAAAGAUUUAAUAGCUUCCAUGAAUUCAAGGAAGCCCUGCACAAGUACUCGAUUGCCCGUGGUUUUGCUUACAGAUACAAGAAGAAUGACAGUCACAGAGUAAGCGUUAAGUGCAAGUCCCAAGGCUGCCCAUGGAGGAUUUAUGCAUCGAGAUUGUCCACCACUCAGCUGAUAUGUAUUAAAAAAAUGAAUGAGAAUCAUACUUGCGAAGGAGGUAAUGUGAAGGCUGGGUACCGAGCGACUAGGGGCUGGGUGGGGAAUAUUAUAAAGGAGAAGCUGAAGGAAUCUCCAAAUUAUAAGCCGAAAGAUAUAGCUGCGGACAUUCGGAAGGAGUACGGGAUUCAACUGAACUAUUCACAAGCAUGGAGGGCAAAAGAAAUUGCAAGGGAGCAGCUUCAAGGGUCGUAUAAAGAUUCUUAUAAGCUGUUACCAUUUUUCUGUGAGAGAAUUAAGGAGACCAAUCCAGGAAGCUUUGCUACCUUCAGCACGAAGGAAGACUUGAGCUUUCACCGUCUCUUUGUCUCAUUCCAUGCCUGUAUUUCGGGUUUCGAACAGGGCUGCCGUCCGCUUCUGUUCCUUGAUAGUGUUCCACUGCUCUCAAAGUACCAGGGAGUUCUUCUUGCGGCAGUUUCUGUGGAUGGGAAUGAUGGGAUCUUUCCAGUAGCAUUUGCAAUAGUCGAUGAGGAGACUGAGGAGAAUUGGCACUGGUUUCUUCAGGAGCUCAAGUCUGCACUCUCAAACACUCAGCAGAUAACAUUCAUUGCUGAUUUUCAAUAUGGGCUGAAGAAAUCUCUGCCUGAAGUAUUUGAGAACUGCUACCACAGCUACUGUUUACGCCAGUUAGCUGAGAAGCUCAACAAGGACUUAAAGGGGCAGUUCUCACAUGAAGCGAGGAGGUUCAUGAUUAAUGAUUUCUAUGCUGCAGCUCAUGCCCCUAAGCUGGAGGGCUUUCAGCGGGCACUUGAGAACAUUAAGAAUAUUUCAGCUGAAGCUUAUGAUUGGGUAAUACAGAGUGAACCGGAGCACUGGGCAAGUGUGUUCUUCCCUGGGGCAAGGUAUAAUUUCAUGCAAUCGAACUACGGGCAGGACUUCUACUGCUGGGUUGGAGAGGUCCAGGAGCUUCCAAUUACCCAGAUCAUCGACUCACUCCGAGGAAAGAUGAUGGAGGCGAUUUACAAUUGGAGAGUGGAAUCGAACCAGUGGGUCUCAAAGCUAACGCCCUCGAAGGAGGAGAAGCUCCAGAAGGAGGCCAUGGAGGCUCAGUCCCUUAGCGUUCUGAUCUCUCACGGGAGCACCUUCGAGGUUCGAGGAGAGUCCAUCGAGAUUGUCGACGUCGAGGCUUGGGAUUGUAGCUGCAAAGGUUGGCGGAUCACGGGCUUGCCGUGCUCCCAUGCGAUCGCGGUCUUUGACGGGAUUGACCGGAGCCCUUACGAUUAUUGCUCAAGGUACUUCACAGUAGAGAGUUACAGAGCUACCUAUGCCGAGUCAAUCAAUCCUGUCCCGAACGUGGAGCCGCCACCCACGGGCGAUUCGGGGGAGUUGCCAAUUAUAACGGUAACUCCGCCGCCCAUGAGACGGCCACCAGGCCGGCCCAAGGUGAAGUCGGCCGAUCCGCUGGACUCAAUCAAGCGGCAGCUACAGUGCAGCAAGUGCAAAGGCCUGGGCCACAACAAGAAGACCUGUAAAGCCUCCUAAGUCCAUAUGAACAUGUCUAGUGCAGGGUAGAGGACAGAGGUGCGGGCCGAAUGAAAUUGUGUUUGUGAGGAGGCUCAGAGGACGACCGCAGCGAGCUAUUCAUGUCGGGUCUGCAAUUCAUUCCAAGUGUAAUUACCGUGUGGCUUCUGGACCUAAAUUUAGAGCAUGCUUGUAAUUGUAGGUUCUAGUUAGCUAAGUCAUUCAGAUCUUUUGCCCCUCUUUUGUUUGGUCGGUAGAUUUAGAUUAGUCACGCGGAUAUGCACUUUCGGAGUUAGUGACAACUGCUCGAUUUUUCUAAUACAUGAGUUAUGCAGAAAUUCUUGCUUUGAUCGAAAA
This is a messenger RNA of Punica granatum (pomegranate), 2699 nucleotides long. Lineage: Eukaryota; Viridiplantae; Streptophyta; Magnoliopsida; Myrtales; Lythraceae. The record is from RefSeq and is a predicted model, not a curated record.